Molecule: messenger RNA, 3824 nt
Organism: Nannospalax galili (Upper Galilee mountains blind mole rat)
Lineage: Eukaryota; Metazoa; Chordata; Mammalia; Rodentia; Spalacidae
Gene: Il13ra1
Product: interleukin 13 receptor subunit alpha 1
Exons: 11
Coding region: 137-1408 (423 amino acids)
Biological process (GO): cytokine-mediated signaling pathway
Cellular component (GO): external side of plasma membrane; membrane
Molecular function (GO): cytokine receptor activity; protein binding
Source: RefSeq, a predicted model, not a curated record
CGGCCUUCCUGUCUGCGCCGGCCCUCGGCCUCCAGCGCCGCGGAGCCGGGAAGUGGGAGCUGGAGCGGAGGAGGAGGAGGAGGAGGCGGGGACUGCCGCGGCUCCAGCCCGCUCGGGCUCCGAGGCGAGGGGCUGCAUGGCGCGGCCGGAGCGGCUAUGCGGACUGUGGGCGCUGCUGCUGUGCGCCGCGGUGGAGCGGGGAGCCGCGGCAACAGAAAUUCAGCCACCUGUGACAAAUUUGAGUGUCUCUGUUGAAAACCUCUGCACGAUAAUAUGGACAUGGAGUCCUCCAGAGGGAGCCAGUCCAAACUGUACUCUCAGGUAUUUUAGCCAUUUUGAUGACAAACAGGAUAAGAAAAUUGCUCCAGAAACCCAUCGUUCAAAAGAAGUCCCCCUAAAUGAGAGGAUCUGUCUGCAAGUGGGGUCCCAGUGUAGCGCCAAUGAAAGUGAAAAGCCUAGCAUUUUGGUGGAGAAGUGUAUCUCACCCCCUGAAGGUGAUCCAGAGUCUGCUGUGACUGACCUCCAAUGCAUUUGGCAUAACCUGAGCUACAUGAAGUGCUCCUGGCUCCCUGGAAAGAAUACAAGCCCUGAUACACACUAUACUCUUUACUAUUGGUACAGCAGUCUGGGAAAAAUUCUCCAGUGUGAAAACAUCUAUAGAGAAGGUCAACACAUUACUUGUUCCUUUAAACUCACUAAAGUGGAUUCGAGUUUUGAACAGCACAGUGUUCAAAUAAUGGUCAAGGAUAAUGCAGGAAAAAUUAGGCCAUCUUUCAAAAUAGUGCCUUUAACUUCCUGUGUGAAACCUGGUCCUCCACAUAUUAAAAAUCUCCUCUUCAAAAAUGGUGCCUUAUAUGUGCAAUGGAAGAAUCCACAGAAUUUUAGUAGUAGAUGUUUAUCUUAUGAAGUGGAAGUCAAUAUCAGCCAGUCUGAGACACAUGGCAUUUUCUAUGUUGAAGAGGACAAAUGCCAGAAUUCAGAAUCUGACAGAAAUGCAGAGGGUUCAACUUGUUUCAUAGUCCCUGGUGUUCCUCCUGAUACUUUCUACAAAGUCAGAGUAAGAGUCAAAACAAAUAAGUUAUGCUUUGAUGAUAAUCACCUCUGGAGUAAUUGGAGUCAAGCAGAGUGUAUAGGCAAGGAGCCCAACUCCACAUUCUACAUAACCAUGUUACUCACCAUUCCAGUCAUCGUUGCAGGAGCAAUCAUAGUCCUCCUGCUUUACCUGAAGAGGCUGAAGAUCAUUAUAUUUCCUCCAAUUCCUGAUCCUGGUAAAAUCUUUAAAGAAAUGUUUGGAGACCAAAAUGAUGACACCCUGCACUGGAAGAAAUAUGACAUCUCCGAGAAGCAAUCCAAAGAAGAAACGGAUUCUGUAGUGCUGAUAGAAAACCUGAAGAAAGCUUCUCAGUGAUAGAGAUACUUUUCCUUUUUAACCUUCAAUGCAACCUUUUGAAGAUCCCUUGCAUUCUCCAUUUGUUAUCUGAGGACUUGUUAAAUACAAACUGAAACUACUGGACCCUUGCAAAGCAGGCAGCUCAUGAGAGCUACAGGUCUUUAUGUGAGUCUUGCACGGAAAACUGAAACUAAUAGGCCCUUUCAAGAAGAAAGUGAAGUCGUUCUCAUUGAAUCUAAAAAGCAGACAUCCUUUACCAUGUCUCCAAACUAGAGGACAAAGCAGAAAGGGACAUGACAAUAGGUUAAUCUUAUCAAGAGUUGUGACAGCUUCCUAAGAAAUCUGUGCUUGCUCUGUAUUUUUUGUGGGAAGUAACAUCAAGAAAUUUUAUUUGUAAGGAAACUCAUUUUGGGCGUGAAUGCUAAUGCUGAACUUGACUCACAGAGAACAUCUAGCCAACAAACUGAUACAAUCUGGUACCUCUUGUUUGAGAUCCUAUUCAGUAAUGUUUGUGGCUAUGGAAACUCUUAACAGUCUGGUAUCAUCAUCCACUUCAAUAGCGUUUUCCUCUGCUUUGAAACUCCCAGUGAUAAUCGUGGCAUGAUGGUGACCUGUACAGAAAAGGCAGAGGCAGUUUCUUUACCAAGACUGCUUUAUGCCAUUGCAGGCUUUUAAAGAAAAUGGAGGCAGAAUUACGUACUUGGUAUUACAGUUGGAAGCAAGAAGUCUCUAAGGAUGUGUUUUCUCCCUUCAUUUUGGCUGCUUAGAUCAGUAUUGACUAUGUGUCUAGCUUGUGCUAAGCCCCUGAGCAUGAGGUAUGGGACCGCACCCCCAGGGUUUACAGUCUAGUUGGGACUCCUUUCUUCGCAAUUGAUCUCCCUAGUACUAAUCAUUUCCCAGACUUUUCAAUUUCCCGUCUCCUGUGCUUACUUCCCCCUAUGGCUUCUCCCUCAUUCUCUUUCUUUUAGCCCUUUGACUAUCAGUGGAAUUUGAGAUCCAAAUCCCCUUAGACUACCCAGAGGAGCAGGAAUAAUUUGCAUCUCAGGUAAAGGAUGAGUAGACUGAACAACAGUGUCUAAUUCUUGCAUAUUUUGCAACUUCUAUGUGAGCCUGUAAUUAUUUGAGGGUUUUCAGUGUUUCUCUGUGUACUUUCUAAGUAGAGAUGAGGUAUUUUCUUCAUUUAGAAGUUAGCUCUAUAUGAUUGAAGGAAAAAAGAACAUUUGAUUCCGUGUCUCUUUGUUUUGGAGAUGGGACCUAGGAUUACUGUUUUCCAUGCUAUAAAUGGUUAAAUAGAUUCUCUGUUUUAUUGAUGAUAGUGAACCAACUGGGGUUCCAACUAUAUGUCAUUUUGGUAUGUGUUAGGGUUCCAUUCACUCCCAUUCCCACAACACACACACAUAUGACCUUUAUUGCUACUACUUCCUAAAGAGAGAAGUAUCCCCCUUCUCUCUUCAUACAUACACACAGGUUACUAGCAAGAACUGUAGAACUUUAUAUCAGAAAUUCUCCAGACACUAACCAGUUCAUUUUAAUACGAUGAUGCUACUUGAUCUCUUGUUCUUAAGCAGGAAAGAUAAGAGACCCUGCUCUCCAGAGGUUUGAGAGAAGGUGACACCUUGCUUCCAUGGUACUAGAGGAGCACUGCACCCUGACAUUUCAUAAAAUUGGGUUCAUAGUAGUGAUUGGUGCAAAGGUGUUUCUUCCCUGUGUUUUUAUUUUGGAAGUCGGAUUGAGGCUGAGAUUUAGACAUAGUAGAUGUUCCACUUUGUUCUGGUAUUCACUAGAAAGAAUUCGUAUGUUUCUUGUAUGAGAAUGAAAUAACUUCUUAUGUAGGUCUUUAUAAUCCUGGGAAGCAAAAUACUGAAAUGCCUGACCCAGAGCCACUUUUCCUGCGAGCCUAUUUUGAUGGUGUUGAGGAAGAUGCUUUAAAAUGCCCCAGGGGACCACCCAGGCUAACAGUAAAAUAGCUGCAGGGGGUGGGGAAGAAAAGAACAGUAAAUUAUAGGAAUACCUAUCAUUGGUUAACAAUGGCCAAAAGCAAUCCCUGGAUCUCAGGCGCUCUUAAGGACAUCAGCACUUUAUUUGUAGGAAGCUUGUAAGUUCAUAUAUUAUUUUGACUAACCUAUUUGUAUUUUUUUCCCAUAUGCCAAGUAAACCACUGUAGGGAGGGUCAUUCCUGUUCUUUCAUUCAGAUAAACCUUUUCUGUAUCUGGGCAUACAGAUACAGAAAUGUGAAAUAUGAAAUAUGAAAUAAUAUUAACUUUUUUGUAAUGUCUUCAGCUAGGAGGUCUUUUGCUUAAAUACUUAUAGGAAAUUAAAUAUAUUAGUUGUCUUUUUGUAUGUCACCUAAAUGUUUUCUUUUGUUCUUAUUUUUGGGAAAAUAUUAUGAGUGGAUGGUAGAGAAAAUGACAGUUAAUAAACAUUGUGAAAAAUA